AUGGCCCGGCCGAUGUCUUUCCACACUGAAGGCCUUAAUCAGGAGAGAAUUCCAGACCUCAAGGUUAAAAUUAAAGCUCGAACAAAGGAGAAACAGUGGAAACUCGAACAAAGGAGAAACACACUCUCCGACAUAGCCGACUGGAAGAGAAUUCAAGACCUCAAGGUGCAACGAACUCAAAGCUCGACAAAGGAGAAACAGUGGACAGUGGCAAUCUCCGACAUACGACUGGCGCCGACUGGCCAAGAAUCGAAGCCGUUGCUGAGUCUUACCUCGAAGAAAGGAGAAACAGUGGACAGUGGCACUCUUCGAACCGACUGGCCAGGAAUCGAAGCCGUUGCUAGAAGCUCGAACAAAGGAGAAACAGUGGACAGUGGCACUCUCAACAUACCCGACUGGCCAAGAAUCGAAGCCGUUGCUGAGUUUAACUUUGGCCAAGAAUCGAAGCCGUUGCUGAGUUUAGACUACGUACGGACGGAUUGCCUGGCAAAACACCUUCAAAGAUUGGGAGUAUACAGUCAAGGAGAAAAUGGAGAAGACCCACCUGAUUCGGUGUUCAAAGGAGGAAAUGGAGAAGACCCACCUGAUUCGGUGUCUAGCGGAGGAACGGAGAAGACCCACCUGAUUCGGUGUCCAGCCCUAGAGACAAGGGAGAGAUUCGAUGUCCAGCUCUAA
Messenger RNA from Rodentolepis nana, 675 nucleotides. The record is from the annotation of a GenBank genome assembly. Lineage: Eukaryota; Metazoa; Platyhelminthes; Cestoda; Cyclophyllidea; Hymenolepididae.